Molecule: messenger RNA, 521 nt
Organism: Cetraspora pellucida
Lineage: Eukaryota; Fungi; Glomeromycota; Glomeromycetes; Diversisporales; Gigasporaceae
Source: the annotation of a GenBank genome assembly
UUUGGGUAAUUGGUACAUAUUCUAUAGAACAUGAGGAAUGUGAAAUUGAAAUAACAUUAUUUGUAGUGAUUGAUCUGAAAAAGAGAGAUUUUGAUACACAAGCUAUGAUAGUUUCUUUGUCUAAUCAUUUAAAAAUUCUUGACAAAGUUUUUGAAUCAAAUAAGUACCUACUAAAAAUUUCAUUAGUUGGAGUUGCUCAAGAAAUACCAAGAAAGGUUAGUGAUAAUGAGAAUGCUGUCUUUGAUAUACUUGUGAAUGAAUUACAAUCUUCAAAGCAUUUAAAAACUAAUUACAUAGAUGAACAAGAUUUAUCAAGUGUUGAAAAUGCUAAUUAUUUAAAAGAACAGAUUGAUUGUAGGUUUCAGUUAGAAGAAAAUAAUAUUGUUACUAAGUUGAUCAAAAAGAGAAAGUUAAAAAAAUUGACAAGUAAUGUUGACAAAAGUCAAAAAAAAUCUGAAUAUAGUAGGAAAAAGGACAAGGUUUAUUUAACUCAUAGUACAACUUACAAUAGUAAUAAUUAA